This is a messenger RNA of Hypoxylon fragiforme, 999 nucleotides long. Its product is annotated as glycoside hydrolase family 43 protein. The transcript has a single exon. The record is from RefSeq and is a predicted model, not a curated record. Gene Ontology annotation, molecular function: hydrolase activity, hydrolyzing O-glycosyl compounds. Bases 1 to 999 code for a protein of 332 amino acids. NCBI's taxonomy places the organism in Eukaryota, Fungi, Ascomycota, Sordariomycetes, Xylariales, Hypoxylaceae. Gene Ontology annotation, biological process: carbohydrate metabolic process.
AUGUCGCUCCUUAAUAUGCUUGUGGCCAUCGGGCUGUCGUCAAAUUUAGCUCAUGCUGGGCCGGUGAUACGUUCACAAUUCCCAACACAACCCGACGGAGCAGGCGACGCUCCCGUGUUCAACCAGAAUUUCCCUGACCCGUCAAUAAUACAAACUCAGGAUGGCACUUGGUACGGGUUCGCGACGAGUGGAAAUGGGAAGCAAAUCCAAGUUGCCCAAGGAGGAACCCUUUACCAGCAAUGGGGUCUUCUCGACGUGGAUGCUCUCCCUCAACCUGGAGCCUGGACUACGGGGGACAAUACUUGGGCCCCUGACGUACACCAGAUGGAUGAUGGGACAUACGUCAUGUACUACAGCGGGGAGGUAGCCCAGAACCGAGCCCACCACUGUAUUGGCACAGCAGUAUCGUACACACCCUACGGGCCAUACGUGGCUGCCGACGAGCCUUUCGCCUGUGACCUCUCCAUCGGCGGUGCCAUUGACCCCUCCGGGUUCCAAGAUGCGGACGGCACACGGUAUGUCCUAUACAAAAUCGAUGGAAAUAGCGUGGGACAUGGCGGCAGCUGCGGCAAUACCAUCGCACCAAUCGCUCCUACACCCAUCAUGCUACAGCAGGUCGCCGCGGAUGGUGUGACGAAGAUUGGAGAUCCGUAUCCGAUAUUGGACCGAACUGACGAGGACGGACCGUUGGUGGAAGCCCCCAGCAUGCUGCUUACAGAUACGGGGCUAUACAUUCUAUUUUUCAGCAGCGGAUGCUAUCUUGAAUCGACCUACAACGUCAACUACGCAACAUCGACCAGUGUGUUUGGACCUUUCCAACGAGCACCGCAUCCGAUGAUUAGAACUGGGGAAUAUACGCUGCAAGCACCAGGUGGUGCCACUGCAGUUAACGUUGGUGAUCAGGUCGGGAUUGCCUUCCACGCGAACUGCCCGGACGGACGGUGUAUGUACACGACGCCAACCAUCCUCCAAGGCCGGGAGGUUCGAGUGGAGAUGUAA